Nezara viridula (southern green stink bug) is the source of this 1389-nucleotide messenger RNA. Lineage: Eukaryota; Metazoa; Arthropoda; Insecta; Hemiptera; Pentatomidae. The record is from the annotation of a GenBank genome assembly.
AUGCCCAAAGAAAAGAUUCAUAUUAACAUCGUCGUCAUUGGACACGUAGAUUCAGGUAAAUCUACUACAACUGGCCAUCUCAUUUACAAAUGUGGUGGUAUCGAUAAACGUACUAUCGAAAAGUUCGAGAAAGAGGCUCAAGAGAUGGGCAAAGGAUCUUUCAAAUAUGCCUGGGUAUUAGAUAAGCUUAAAGCUGAACGUGAACGUGGUAUCACAAUCGAUAUUGCUUUGUGGAAAUUCGAGACUGCUAAAUACUAUGUCACAAUUAUUGAUGCCCCUGGUCACAGAGAUUUCAUCAAAAACAUGAUUACAGGGACAUCACAGGCCGAUUGUGCUGUGUUGAUCGUUGCCGCAGGUACUGGUGAGUUUGAAGCUGGUAUAUCUAAGAAUGGUCAGACUCGUGAGCACGCACUUCUUGCCUUCACUCUUGGUGUAAAGCAAUUGAUUGUUGGAGUUAACAAAAUGGACUCAACUGAACCAGCUUAUUCAGAGCCCAGGUUCGAGGAAAUCAAGAAAGAAGUAUCGUCAUACAUCAAAAAGAUUGGUUAUAAUCCAGCUUCUGUUGCCUUCGUUCCUAUUUCUGGUUGGCAUGGAGAUAACAUGCUUGAACCAUCUGACAAGAUGCCAUGGUUCAAGGGGUGGGCUAUUGAAAGGAAAGAAGGCAAAGCCGACGGUAAAUGCCUUAUUGAAGCCCUUGAUGCCAUCUUACCUCCUAGCAGGCCAACCGAUAAGGCCCUUAGGCUUCCACUCCAGGACGUAUACAAGAUUGGUGGUAUUGGAACAGUGCCAGUAGGACGAGUAGAGACUGGUUUAUUGAAACCAGGUAUGGUUGUCACUUUUGCUCCAGUCAAUCUUACAACUGAAGUAAAGUCUGUUGAAAUGCACCACGAAGCUCUCCAAGAAGCUGUUCCUGGUGAUAAUGUAGGUUUCAAUGUCAAGAACGUUUCGGUCAAAGAAUUGCGACGAGGUUAUGUUGCUGGUGACUCCAAAAACAAUCCACCCAAGGCUGCUGCUGACUUCACUGCCCAGGUCAUCGUUUUAAAUCAUCCUGGUCAGAUUUCCAAUGGAUAUACUCCUGUACUUGACUGUCACACCGCCCAUAUUGCCUGCAAAUUCGCCGAGAUCAAAGAAAAGUGCGACCGUCGUACUGGUAAAUCUACUGAAAGCAACCCAAAAUCCAUCAAGUCUGGUGAUGCUGCCAUCAUCAACUUGGUCCCAACCAAACCAAUGUGCGUAGAAUCAUUCCAGGAGUUCCCACCAUUAGGUCGUUUUGCUGUAAGAGACAUGAGGCAAACUGUUGCUGUCGGCGUCAUCAAGUCGGUAAUCAACAAAGAUAUAACAACGGGUAAAGUAACAAAGGCCGCCGAGAAGGCACAGAAGAAGAAAUAA